Molecule: messenger RNA, 405 nt
Organism: Asparagus officinalis (garden asparagus)
Lineage: Eukaryota; Viridiplantae; Streptophyta; Magnoliopsida; Asparagales; Asparagaceae
Exons: 1
Coding region: 1-405 (134 amino acids)
Source: RefSeq, a predicted model, not a curated record
AUGAAUGCUUCAUAUUGCUCUCUUACUGCUGAAGAGUUUAACCAUGUCUCUAAUUGUAUUACUGCACAAGAAAUUUGGAAGAUACUAGAUAUUACUCAUGAAGGAACUUCGCAGGUAAAAGAGGUCAAGCUUACAAUGAAGGUAAGAAAGUAUGAAAACUUCAAGCUGAAGGCCUCGGAGAGCAUUCAGGACAUGUUCACACGAUUCACUAACAUUGUAAACAAAUCGAAAGCCUUGGGGAAGGAGAAUGAAAAUGAGAAGCUAUGCAGAAUGAUACUCUUUUCUCUAUCUCGUGAUUGGGAACCUAAGGUAACUGAUAUUGAAGAAUUUAUACCCAUUGAUGAUAUGUUCAUUAUAACAUCUUACUUAGUAAGGAUGUUAUGCAUGAACAAUAAUUUCAUCUAA